Callithrix jacchus (white-tufted-ear marmoset) is the source of this 2056-nucleotide messenger RNA. Its product is annotated as long intergenic non-protein coding RNA 2983. NCBI's taxonomy places the organism in Eukaryota, Metazoa, Chordata, Mammalia, Primates, Cebidae. The record is from RefSeq and is a predicted model, not a curated record.
AUGGUGUUGGCACGGAGGGACGAGACCGUUCCCUCUCUUUGGCAAACGGAGCAGCUCCUGGCGUGGUUCCCUGCGCAGUCUCCGGGGUCCCCAGGUUGUGAUGGGGUGAGCAGGGCGUGUGGCGUGGCCCAGGACGCCAGGCCGGCCCAGAGCACCCGCGCGUUGAUCGGCGGGAAGGAGGGCCCGCCCCGAGAUUUAUGGCCGCAGUCGGGCCCCCUGCGCACCGAGCGCGUCUCGGUCCUCUCCCAGCCAAACACUGGAGUGGAGGACCCGACCCCGGCUGGAGGAAGAGGCCAGGGCCGGAGGCGGGGCCGAGAGAAGCUGGAAUCCAUCCGGGCUGGGCCUGGCGCAUCAGUCCCAAUUCUGCCCGCCUUGCGCCCUCGUCUCGGUGAGGUGUGGGGCGCUGGCGCCGCAUCCCUGGUCUUCCAGGCAGGUCCGGGCAGCUCCCGGCGGGGUUGGCCUGACCUCGACUUGGUGCUGUACUGCAGCUGGGCCUGUGCACGCAGCGAGGGGACAGCGAACGUGGCUUUCCUGGGCAUAGCCUCUCCAGAUUUUAGCCGCGCCCGCCAGACACGGGACCUGCGGAAACCAGCGCUUAAGAUACCCGGCCACACGGCCUCUGAGAGGGCUGCAGAAGCCAGCGAUCCCUCGGGGUCCCCUUCACCGAGUUGUAGCAGACUGGGGGCUUCGGUCACCACCUGGAAAAGGGGUUGGGGCAACCGGCGGAGUGACUCGGGCCGCGCCAAGGAAAGGAUACGAUUUUUCCCCUCUCUGGGGGGGAUAAGGGGAGAACGGGUCUCAGCGGCAAGCAACACCAGGAUUCGGGAAGAACCGGGUUCAACGCUGAAUUGAGAGACGCUGUGUAAUCGCGGGACUCGCACUAGCCUGGUGCAGGAGACCGAGCCUGCGCCAACUAAAGCGCAACAGGGGAGACGGCCGGGCUCAAGGUUGGCCUGUCCUUUGGUUUUAAAACAAAGAGGGAGAAUUUUGUCAGGUGGGACGCGUCCAGGGAGCGGGCGGCCUCGGAACACAGGAAAGGCCUCCACUCCAGUUACCCAGGCUGGCUGCGGAGAAGCGCGCUGGGCCGGGCCUCGGCUAGACUGGGCAGAUUCUCCUGCAACUGCGGUUUGGGGUUACAAGGAAGAACCCCCCACCCCCAGCCGAUUUUCCACCCACUCAGUGUAACACACACACACACACACACACACACACACACACACACACACAGCUUUUGGCCACCUAUUCCGCUGGAUAAACAAAAGUAUGAGGGGUGGGGUGGGGGAGGGGAUGGAAUGGGGGUGGGGCACGGAAGAUGGCGGCUGGCCCUGGUUGCCUUUGGCCUGUGCCCUAUGGCCAUGGCGCCUAGGCCUGGUUUUUACAUUUCAAUGUUGCCCGCCAUACUGGGGAGGGCGUUUUCCUGGACCCCGCAGCCUGGUUAGGGAUGUCCCAGAGGCUCCUUUCCAUGAAUGGGGGAGGCUGGACUGUACCCACUACUUCGCUUGGGAUCGGUCCUCCGCCCCAAGAUGGCUCCCAGUCGCUGUUUACUCAGCGGCUGCGGGGACACCAGGACGCGGGGCUGGGGAGCGGGCGAAGAUCAGGGCGCGUACAGAUUGGCUCGGGCAGGCGGCCUCUCUGCGUGGCCCGUCCGCGGCCCCGUGCACGCGGCAGCCCUGGAGAAUCAGCAGGGGCAGGAUGCGUCCCGGGCGUCCCGCCCGGCGGCCAGGAACUGGGAGCCACCGUCACCACCGCGUCUCCAGGCCCCGCACCCCGGCUGGGCUCCGGUGGCUGCAGGGCCGCCCAAUUGUGGAGAGGGGCGGUGGGUAUGGGGGGAGGGGGCCUCCUUGGCCCUGAACCAUGGCCCUAAUGAAAUACCGGCUGGGUCUGUCACGCCGCCGAGGCGCACACUUGAAAAAUGCAAACGCCAUUGGCAAAUCCAGGGCAAACAGGCAGAAUUUUUAUUAGCAACUAAAUGAUUUAUGGUACACAUACCCCGCCGUCACAAUUACGGCGUCUUGGAGCAUCCAAGGGGUGAAAACAUUAAACAUUUAUAAAAAUA